AUGGCAGAUAUGUCGCCGGAAGGUGGCGAAGGCCCUCUACCGGCGAUCAAGGCUGAGGCUGUGUCUCCGGUGGAGGAGUAUCGACGGAUAGACCCUCUGAUGAAGCAACCCUUAAAGGCUGGCUCAUCUUAUUUCCUGGUCAACCGGCGAUGGUACACUGAAUGGCUGCAGUGGGUUGGCCAUCCGAGCGUUCAGAGCCCGCAGCUUCGCCCGGCAGAUCCACCCCUGAUAGACGGACUGGACCUUUCUCAGGGUGCUGGCGGUUCUACGGAUGGCCUUAGGCCGCGCACGCACUCGUGGACGAAAGAUCGCCCUGGUGAGAUCGACAACCGGGAGUUGCUUGAGGUGGGCUCGGCAACCGCCAUGAAGCGAUCCUUGAGUGGGCAUGACUAUGAGAUUGUCCCAGAGGAUGCCUGGGACUUGCUGUAUGAAUGGUAUGGUGGCGGCCCUCCCAUCAAGCGCCGUGCAAUCCAGGAGGCAUCCGGAGGUGUCAGGCUGGAGCUCUUCGGGCUCUCCUUGAAGGCGUAUCGAUCUUCUGACAUGGCUGGAUUGCCUAAGGAGAUAAUUGAGUCCAAGAACUCGACUAUCCGGCAGCUCAAGGAGAGGCUUUGCACAGAGAUGGACCUCGAACCCCAAGAUGUGCGCAUGUGGGACUACUUUGACAACAAGAUCUUUGGGCUACUGGAAGAUGAAAUGGAUGCUUCUCUCCACGACAAGCGAAUAAUGGAUAACAAUCCGAUUCUCCUUGAAGAGAAAGAUGCAGACGGCCAGUUCACCUUCGUGGAGGAGAUGAAGUCCAACGCAACAAACACGGCAGGAGCGACCUCAAGCGGAUCUGGGUACUAUUCAUCUUCGUACCAGAACAGUUCCGCAGAUGUGCCGAUGGUCGGCGAGGCCAUUCAGCGAGGUGCAGUUGGCCUGCAGAAUCUGGGUAAUACCUGCUUCAUGAACAGCUCCAUCCAGUGCUUGUCCAAUAUUCCAAAGUUAAGGGAGUAUUUCUUGGAAUUGGACAAGGAGCGAUUGAACCGAACAGCUCACAAGACCCAGGGCAAGCUUGCCGAAGCAUUUGCUGAUCUGUUGAAGAUGAUGUGGGGGGAGGGCACUUCGAAGGUCGCCCCUAGAAACUUCAAGUACCAGGUAGGCCAGUUCGCAGAGCAGUUCAGCGGGUAUGGGCAACAGGAUUCCAUGGAGUUGAUUGAGUACGUCCUUGACGGCUUGAAAGAGGACUGCAACACCGUCCAGGGACCGAAGCCUUACAUCGAGCUGAAGGAGGCAGAUGGCAGGCCAGAUGAAGAGGUUGCGCGAGAAGCGUUAGAUGCUUAUCAUCUGCGCAACAACUCCCGUGUCGAUGACCUCUUUGUCGGCUUGUUUAAAUCCGUGGUGCGGUGUCCAGAGAAAGAGUGUGGACGGGUGUCGGUCACCUUUGACCCCUUCCUGUCAGCGAAGCUGUCUUUGACCAGUACCGCAGAGCAGCGACAGACGUCUUUCAGUCUCUUGCUGGUGCGGGAAGCUGUAAAGGGCUAUCAGCAGGUCAAAGUUCGCGUGAACAAAGAAGCGAGUGUCAAGGAGCUGAUUCAAGCCGCCGCGGAAGAAGUCGGUGAAGGACUUGAGGCAUCAAAGUGCAUAUUGGUCGAGGUCUGGAACAAGAAGGUCCACCAGUUCCUUGAGGAGAAUACUUGCGUGGACAGCAUCCGAGCCGAGGACCACCUUCUUCUCAGCGAAGUAUCGGAUGCUACUGCCUUCCAUGUGACCAAUGAGCAGCGUUGGGGCUCAAGCGGAAGCUACGGGUUCAAUGCUCUCAACAGCCCAGAAGAAGGCAGCGACCCGACGCCCAGCUCCUCGUCAUCCUUCGGUGUUGUGCUCAAUCACAGGAAGGCUUCCAACUCCCACUCGGUGUGGUCCUCUUUCGACCACCUUGGAGUGCCCUUCCUGCUGGCGAUCCGAAAAGAUGCCACUAUGCGAGAAAUGUACGCAGAGGUUCGGCGGUACAUGAAGCAAGCGCUGGAUAUCCAUGCUGGGCCAGAGGCCUGGCGCAUCCACCGCCUCGAGAAGUACGCGCGGGACGGGGUCAGCAUUGACCCGGACAGUGACAAGCGCAUGGACUUCAAGGGCUCCAGAGAGUACUUCUCAGUCGAGUGGCUGGAGGAGGAUGCGAUACCAUCCCUGCUGCACCAGGACCCGUUUAGAAACACCAACGAGGACGUGUCGGACGGCGAAGUGGAUCUCACCCACUUGCUGCAACUCUUUGUUCAGGAUGAGCGGCUAGGAAACACAGACGCCUGGUACUGCAGCCGCUGCAAAGAGCAUCGAGAAGCCUACAAGCAACUGCAGUUCCACCACUGCCCGCCGGUGCUGGUUAUCCAGUUGAAGCGCUUUCAGUACAAUCGAUGGUCACGGGAGCGGCUGAACACCCCCGUCUGCUUCCCACUGGAGGGCCUCGACUUGAGACCCUUCUGCACAGCUUCAUCCAGAGAGUCCUUUGAGUCGCCGCCGAUAUACGACCUGGCUGCUCUUUCAAAGCACAUUGGUUCCCUUGGUGGCGGUCACUACGUGGCCUUCUGCCGGUCGUCAAUAGACGGCUCGUGGUACCACUUUGAUGAUGGCAGCGUGCGACAAUGCUCCGAGCAAGAGGUCUCUGCAGACAAGGUGGGCGCCUAUGUGUUGUUCUACAUUCGCAGAGACAUCCGGCCUCAGACGUUUGGUGCAACCUCAUGA
This is a messenger RNA of Symbiodinium natans, 2715 nucleotides long. The record is from the annotation of a GenBank genome assembly. NCBI's taxonomy places the organism in Eukaryota, Dinophyceae, Suessiales, Symbiodiniaceae.